Cololabis saira (Pacific saury) is the source of this 6708-nucleotide messenger RNA. RefSeq names its product contactin-associated protein-like 2. The record is from RefSeq and is a predicted model, not a curated record. Bases 51 to 4229 code for a protein of 1392 amino acids. The transcript is spliced from 25 exons. NCBI's taxonomy places the organism in Eukaryota, Metazoa, Chordata, Actinopteri, Beloniformes, Belonidae.
CCGCCUGGACCUUCCUCUUCCAGCCUCUUUGUGUUGGAUAAUUGGCCAGGAUGGGGCGCAGGACGGCGGCGCUGCUGCUGCAGCUGCUCCGGGGAGGGAUCUGGACCUGGAUCUGGACCUGGAACCUGAUCUGCAUCUCCAGCAUCAGCACCAGCGGAGUCAGCGGAGUCGCGGAGACGCCGAGGUGUGAGGACAGCCUGGCCACUCCUCUUCCCUACAGCUCCUUCAGCAGCUCGUCGCUCUACGCCAAGAACUACGGAGCCGGAUACGCCAAACUCAACAGGAAACAAGGAGCCGGAGGCUGGGUGCCGGCGGAUACGGACCGGUACCGCUGGCUGCAGGUGGACCUGGGCUCCAGGAAACAGGUGGUUUCCAUAGCAACGCAGGGUCGCUACGACAGCAGGGACUGGACCGGCCGGUACCGGCUGCUGUACGGAGACUCGGAGAGGAACUGGAGGCCGUACCUGCAGGACGGGAACGUCUGGACGUUUGAGGGGAACGUGAACAGCGAGGACGUCGUCCGGCAUGAGCUCCAACAUCCCAUCGUGGCUCGGUUUAUCCGGUUCCUCCCGCUGGACCGGAGCAGCACGGGUCGGACCGGAGUCCGGCUGGAGCUGUACGGCUGUUCCUACUGGACCGACGUCCUCAGCUUCGACGGCCUCGGCGUCGUCUCUCAUCGUUUCCGGAGCAAGAAGAUGAAGAUCGUGAAGGACGUGAUCGCGCUGCGGUUCCGGAGCUCCAACCCGGACGGGGUUCUGGUGCACGGGGAGGGCCAGCAGGGCGACUACAUCUCCCUGGAGCUCCGGGGGGCCGGGCUGCUGCUCAGCAUCAACCUAGGCAGCAGCCAGUCCGGCUCCGUGCGUGGCCACACGGCCGUCUCCGCCGGCAGCCUGCUGGACGACGACCGCUGGCACUCGGUGGAGAUCCAACGCUACGGCAGGAACGUCAACUUCACCCUGGACCAGCACACGCAGCGGUUCCGGACCAACGGGGAGUUCCAGCACCUGGACCUGGACAACGAGAUCAACUUCGGAGGAAUCCCCGUCUCCGCCAAGCUCAGCUCCGGCGCCGGCAGCAACUUCGUGGGCUGCAUGGAGAAAAUCUUCUACAACGGAGACAACAUCACCAGCCUGGUCCGCCGGAGGAAGGUGGACGUCUCCAGCUUCCGUAACCUGACCUUCUCCUGCUCCGAGUCCGACUCCUUCCCCGUCUUCUUCAACGCGUCGUCGUCGUUCCUGCGGCUGCCGGGCCAGAGCGGCGGCGACACGCUGUCGCUGAGCCUGAACUUCCGGACCUGGAACCCCAGCGGGCUGCUGGCCUUCACGGAGCUGAGCGACGGCUGGGUGGAGCUGGCGCUGCUGGAGGGCAAGGUGUCGGUCAGCAUGAACCUGACGCAGCAGAGGAGCCGCAUACACAUCUCCUCAGGUUCGGGUCUCAACGACGGCCAGUGGCACAGCGUCCACCUCAACGCCCUGGAGAACCACGCCAUGCUGACGGUGGACGGAGACGAGGCGUCCACGGUGCGGACGGCCAUCCCCACCCAGGUCCACACCGGGGGAACCUACUACUUCGGAGGCUACCUGCGCGGCGGCGGCGCUAGCCGGCCGCAGGUGCAGCAGGUGCAGCGCUCCUUCCAGGGCUGCAUGCAGAGGAUCCACAUCGACGACCACCUGGUGGACCUGCGGGCCGUGGAGCAAGGCAUCAUGGGAACCUUCCAGAACAUCAGUCUGGACAUGUGUGCCAUCGUGGACCGGUGUGUCCCUCCUCCCUGUGAACACGGCGGUCUCUGCUCUCAGACCUGGAACUCUUUCACCUGCAACUGCAGCGGGACGGGCUACACUGGAGCUACCUGCCACACCUCCCGGUACCAGCAGUCCUGCGAGGAGAUCCAGGACCAGGGAAAAACCUCCGGGACCUACUGGAUCGACCCGGAUGGCAGCGGCGCCAUCGCCCCCUUCAGGGUGCACUGUGACAUGACAGAGGAUGGAGUCUGGACCUCGCUGAGCAACAACCUUUCCCCCCAGACGUCGGUCUCCGCCGUGGCCGAGGGCGGGAAGGCCGUGAUGAGGAUCAGCUACAACGCCUCCGACGAGCAGCUGCUGUCCGUCACCAGCAGAGCCGAGAGCUGCCAGCAGUUCAUCGCCUACGCCUGCCGGAUGUCCCGGCUGCUCAACGGUCCAGACGGCGUCCCCUUCACCUGGUGGGUCGGCCGGAACCACGAGAGACACUGGUACUGGGGCGGGUCCGGACCCGGGAUCCAGAAAUGUUCCUGUGGGAUCCAGAACAACUGCAGCGACGCCCGGAGGCCGUGCAACUGUGACGCCGACCUGCGGUCCUGGAAGGAGGACGGGGGUCUGCUGGUCUACAGAGACCACCUCCCGGUCCACCAGGUGGUGGUGGGGGACACCAGCCGAUCCGGGUCGGAGGCCAAGCUGACGGUGGGACCUCUGCGUUGCCGUGGCGACCGAAGUUACUGGAACGCUGCCUCCUUCAGCAGCCCGGCCGCAUCGCUGCACUUCCUGUUCCAGCGGGGCGACACCGGAGACGACACCGGCACGGAUACCAGUACCAGUACCGGCACCGGUACCGGUACCAGCACCGGCACCGGUACCGGUACCAGUACCGGCACCGACACCACCACCGACAUCUCCUUCUACUUCAAAACCUCAUCCACCCACGGAGUUUUCCUGGAGAUCCUGGGAACGUCCAGCUUCCUGCUCAUCGAGCUGCGAGGAGGCUCGGCGGUCGUGUUGUCCUUCGACGUGGGCGGCGGCCGCGUCGAGCUAAUCGCCCGAUCGCCGCGGCCCCUGAACGACGACCAAUGGCAUCGCGUGGAGGUGGAGAGGAACGUGAAGGAGGCGGUGCUUCAGCUGGACGGCCAAUACCGGGACGCCAGGCCGGCGCCGCCGCAGGGACUCAAACCGGACGUCUACACCGACAUCUACGCCGGAGCGUCCGGCGGCCAGCGGGGUUUCCAGCGGGGUUUCCAGCGGGGUUUCCUGGGCUGCCUGCGGGCCCUGAGGGUCAACGGGGCCGUCCUGGACCUGGAGGGGAAGGCCGGGGAGACGAAGGCCGGCUCGAGUCCGGGCGUGAACCCGGGCUGCCGCGGCCACUGCUCCGGCUACGGGCGGCUCUGCAGGAACGGAGGGAAGUGCGUGGAGAAGUACGACGGAUUCUCCUGUGACUGCUCCGACACGGCGUACGACGGGCCCUCCUGCUCCGACGACGUCGGCGGCUACUUUGAGUCGGGAACGUUGGUGCGUUACGACUUCCUGCCGGAGGCGGGGCAAUCGUCGGGGGGCGGAGCCAACCUGACCCGGGAGGAGCUAGCGUUUAGCUUCAGCAGCUACGACGCCCCCAGCGUCCUGGUCUACGUCAGCUCCAGAACCCGGGACUACAUGGCCGUGGUGCUGCGACGCAACGGAACCCUCCAGAUCCGCUACAGUCUCGGCGGGCUACAGGAACCGUUCACCAUCGAUGUUUCUCACCGUAAUUUGGCCGACGGUCGUCCUCAUUCUGUCAACGUUACCAGAAACAAGAGGGAGAUCCGGCUGCAGAUGGACCACUACCCCGUGUACUUGUACUUCCUCCCCGAGGAAUCGGACGUCAACUUCAACCUGGUGAAGAGCCUCUUCCUGGGGAAGGUGUUCGAGACGGGUCAGAUGGACCCGGUUCUGAUCGACCGCUACAACUCCCCGGGCUUCGUGGGCUGCCUGUCCCGGGUCCAGUUCAACGGCGUGGCCCCCCUGAAGGCGGCGCUGCGCCCCGGCGGUGCCGGUGGCCCCGGUGGUACCGGUACCAGUGCUAGUACCGGUACCGGCCGGGCCACCACGCCCGUCAGCACCCACGGGAUCCUGGUGCCGUCCAACUGCGGCGCCGCGGCGCCCCUGACCCUCGCCCCCCCGGGGGCCCAGAACCAGAACUACCCGCCCGACCCCUGGAUCCUGGAGACCGCUGGAGCCGUUUUCCCCUUCAAAGAGGAAAAGAUCGGAGGAAACGGAGGAGACGGAAACUCUGCUGUUAUCGGAGGCGUGGUCUCCGUGGUGAUCUUGGGCGUGCUAGCCGUGCUACUGCUAGCGCUGCGUCACGUGUUCCGGCACCACGGCUCCUACCACACCAACGAGGCUAAGGGCGCCGCGGCGGCUAGCUGCGCCGACGCCGCCGUCAUCGUCAACGACCCCGCCUUCUCCGAGAGCAUCGACGAGAGCAGGAAGGAGUGGUUCAUCUGAGGCUCCGCCCCCUUCAUGAGGCUCCGCCCCCUCCCUGGGGCCACGCCCCCGUCCCGGGACCAGGGGGCGGGGCCUCAGCAACGACCCCGCCUUCUCCGAGAGUAUCGACGAGAGCAGGAAGGAGUGGUUCAUCUGAGGCCCCGCCUCCUACCGGAGGCCCCGCCCCCUUCCACAGGCCCCACCCCCUUACCAGGACCAGGGGGCGGGGCCUCAGCCUGGCCCCGCCCCAUCCCUCCUUCAGCGAGAGCAGGAAGGAAGUGUUUGAUGUAGACCAGGGAUCAGCAACACGCGGCUCUCUAGCGCCGCCCUAGUGGAUCCUGGAGCUUUUUCAAACAUGUUUGAAAAUGGAAAUAGAUGGGGAGGGAAAUAUAUGUUUUGUUUUAAUGUUGUUUCUGUAGGAAAACAAGACAUUCUGAAUGUUUUCCAAUGCUGUAAAAAUGUGUAGAAUAAAUAAAACAUUUCAACAUUUCUGUUAACGGAGAUUGGUACGGAAGAGAAUCAGGGCCACGCAGGAGAAAAAAUAUCUGAGAGGGGAAGAUUUUUAUUUUAUUAUUUCAUUGUGCACUUGGAAAAAAGUUGAAAUGUCGAGAUUAAUGUUGAAAUACAAUUUCAAGAAUAAAGUCGAAAAUUUGCCGUUUUUCUCAACAUUUCAACUUUUUCUCAACAUUUUUACUUUUUUCUUGACAUUUUUACCUUUUUCAUGAAAUGUUGACUUUUUUCUCGACUUUUCGACUUCUAGUGAAGUGCAUGAUGAAAAAAAUCUUCCUCUUCUAAAAUAUUUUUAUUUUUCUCCUGCCUGGCUCUAAUUCUCUCCCGUAGAUUCGCAGUUCCCAGUUCUAACUAAUAUAGAAACAUGCAGCAUGUGUUCCUUCAUUCUAAUCUGAUACAAGACUUUUCAUGUUUUGCGGCUCCAGACAUAUUAGUUUUUUGUGUUUUUGGUCCAAUGUGGAUCUAAAACAUUUUGGGUUGCCGAGCCCUGAGGCCCCGCCCCCAUCCUGGGACUUUACCAGGGGGCGUGGCCACCGCCUGGCCCCGCCCACCGUGUCUUCAUGUGGACAGACUGAAACUGACAGGACGCUAACGUCGCUAACGUGGCUAACGUCGGCUCACCGACACGAUCCUCAUCUACUCAUCUGCCAAAACUUUACUGAGAUGGUUUAUUUACUGAUUUAUGUAUUUAUUUAUGUAUAUAUUUAUCUAUUUAUUGAUUUAUUUGAUAAGCGAGCUUCUCCUGGCUCUGCGAUGCUUGUGUCUGUACUCGGCUUUGAUGAAACAACCGUUAGCCUCGUUUUAGUGUUUAGAUGGAAGCGAGUCCGGACCGUAGCCCCGCCCCUUCCACCCUAGCCCCGCCCCUACCGGCAUAGCCCCGCCCCCGCCAUAAUAGCCCCGCCCCCGCCGUCAUAGCCCCGCCCCCUCCACAUCUAGUUUAGGUAGUUUUGUUCGGGGUUUGCUAACCCGUCGCCCUCGUAGAAGUUCAGACGUAGGAAACUUUUCUGUUGUUUCAGACGCCAGGAAGGAAACCCUGGACGGGAAGGAAGUGGAGCUGUGAAUUCUGGGAAUUGUAGGAAGUUUACGAACAUGAAUGUUAGCUCAUAAACGCUAGUCUCUUCCUGCUUCGUCCGCUUCAUCUUUGAAUAGAAAAGCACAUGUUCCUUUGGCCCCUCCCCCUCCUGGAUGACUGAUGACACGGUGUUAGCCGCCAUAGCGUUAGCCACCGUAGCAUUAGCCGCCAUAGUGUUAGCCGCUGUAGCGUUAGCCGCCGUAGCGUUAGCCGCCGUAGCGUUAGUUAACCCCUGAAAAUGUCCCCUUAAGGCCUUGAAAUGUCCCCUAUAGACCAGGAAAUGACCCCUGAGGACCUGGAGAGUCCCACUAGCUAAGUUCCUGCUGCAGGCCAACCUGCCGCUCUAGAAAUGUCCAGUUAUUCCCGUCGGUUUCUGUCCUUGAAUAUCCCAGAAUGCUGCAGCUCUGAUCCCGACACGACGCCUAGAAGCUUCUGGAAGUUUCUCCUGGAAGUUUCUCCUGGAAGUUUCUCCAGGAAGUUUCUCCUGGAAGUUUCUCCAGGAACAUGCUGGAACCCCCACGUUUGUUGCCAAGUGUCUUUUAUUUGUCUGUAGUUUGUAAUGUUGUUACGGAGGCGUCCCCCCCACACUUCCUGUCCCGCCCCUCACUUCCUGUCCCGCCCCUCACUUCCUGUCCCGCCCCUCACUUCCUGUCCCUCCCCUCACUUCCUGUCCCGCCCCUCACUUCCUGUCCCGCCCCUCACUUCCUGUCCCGCACCGCGACCCCCCCCUCACUUCCUGUCCCGCACCGCGACCCCCGCUAACUCGCUAGCGUCCACAGAGCCGCUGUAACUCCCUGACCUGUGAUUGUACUGACGGUCCGAACGCACCGCUGUGCUUUAGCAGUUAGCCUUUAGCAUUAGCAUGCUGUCUGACGCUGAAUGACACAAACGUUUCUGUAGCAAAAUGUUGCUUUUUCU